Molecule: messenger RNA, 7189 nt
Organism: Rhipicephalus microplus (southern cattle tick)
Lineage: Eukaryota; Metazoa; Arthropoda; Arachnida; Ixodida; Ixodidae
Product: transmembrane protein 127
Biological process (GO): negative regulation of cell population proliferation; negative regulation of TOR signaling
Cellular component (GO): membrane
Source: RefSeq, a predicted model, not a curated record
GAAGCGCUAGCUCGUAGAUCCACAGAACACCUACCACAGGCUACCAGAUCUGUGUGCUACUUAUGUUGCUGUACUUAUGUACUGCAGUACUUGGCUGAUACUUUGUAGUGCAUUCUAUUUAUUAUUUGAGGACGCCUUUACAUAAGUUGUGUUCAUGAUGUCCAUUUAAUCUGCAACGACUGCACCUUGCAUGUUGCAGCAAAGUGUAGAAUAGUCUUCGGAAGUCGCUGCAUCCAACACGAAGUUCAUCUGUACGCUUCACCGCUUCCAGCCUAAGACUGCAAGAAAAUGAGGAGCUAGUGGUGACUGCAGUAUGUGGAUGGUGCCUUAGGCAAAACGCAGCUAGAGGUGCAGACUGUGUGCACCAUGCCUUUGGAGCGAGCAACAGCGAGACAUCAUCGGCCCCAUCACUGGCGCCUCAAGGAGCGCGAGCGGAACUUAUUGGCAGCAGUUCUCAGCAUUGUUGUCAUUGCCACACUUUCCACAGCCUUAGUCCAUCCACGCUGGUUUUAUCUUCAGGGCGGUGGCUGUGGCCAUAAAUACCUCGGGGUGCAGAAUUUCUUUUAUGUUGGCUACUUUGAGGUAUUUCCCCGGCACUUCGUCAACGGACCGUCACGAUUGCCUUCCUAUGUCUAUUAUGGGUGGAAUGAAGUGAUGAAAGACUGUGUCACACCAACCAUCGUCAGCCUCCAAAGAGUGCUCAUAGUUUUGUGUUUUCUGGCUAUUGUGAGCAGUUUGCUGCAGUUUUUUAUGGAUGCCCUUGGUGUUACUUACAAGUGGUUGAGAACCAUUCGCAGAAAUGCUUUUUGCAGCAUUGUGACAGUGGGCCUCUGUCUUGGAAUUGUCGGCACAUGCUACUACAUCUCAACAUUGAUGGAGGUGCAACAAGAAAUGACAAAACCAAGUCGGAGUUCACGUGUGGAAGUCAGCUUCAGUGUUAGUUACCACCUUGUUGCAGCAGCUGGAGCUGCAGCUGUCCUGGCUGCAGGUGCGAACCUGUUGGCUCGUCCUGUGCUCGUGACACGGCUGGGUGAUUCAACCAUUGACAGCUUGCUGCUGGAUGAUGACUUCUCACGAGAAACCUUCGUAGUGGGCAUCUCGCAUUCAGAAAUGUGGCCUUACCGACAGGACUUGACGCACUUGCAUAGCCUGCCUCCUUUGCCACCAUACUCACCAUGAGAAGCAACUAGGGCAUCUGCCACUUCACCAAAUGAAACGCUACAGUCUGGUCACAUGGAGACAAAUGUUCGUUUUGGAAGCUGCUUCCCAGUAGAAAUAUGUGCGUGUGACAGCUACAAUUACAAACAUUCUCCGCAAUUACAGACAAUCUCCGCUACUGAACCGGUGCAACGCCUCAUGUCUGCCGGUAAUGCAAGAUUUCCAAUGCUUUGAAGCCAUUAUAAGGAUAUGAAAGGACAUCGCGAGGAACUGGUGGGUGAUCACUGUUUUCAUUGUAAAAUAUUAACAACAGUUUCAAUGUUUCUUUAAUAUUCUGCUGUUAGCAGGUUAUUUCAAAGGGGGUGCACUUACUACGUGCAAGUGUGACUGUUAAACAAAUUUGUUCUUUUGUACGUAGUUCAUUAUGCACAUUUUCAUACCUUGAGCAGCGCCUGUUGCUACUAUGUUAAAUAGCACUCUGAAACAUUUAAUUUAUGUGGCAAUGAAAUACUAUAAUACAUUGAUAUUAUGCUUUGUAUCAGUUAUACCAGUUUGUAUUGAAUCUAUAGGCUAUUCUUGCUAAAUGUCCAUAAGUAACAAAAGAAGGCCACAGAAUCACUCCUUAUUCCCAAAAUAUCUAGCUGGUAAAUCUAUAAUACUAAACUGUACCAGAUACAGCUGAAAUUUAUGUCCGCAAAUACCCAUUAAAGCAAGUGCAGUAAAUUGUAGCAACAGCAUUCAUUAGCAGCUUUACCUUAACAAUAAUUAGCUUUUCAAAACAUUGUCUUGUACUAAUGCAAGCAUUGAAUCACUUGGGGAACCAUCAAUUGCAACAAGUAUGUAGCUUAGCUGAUUUACUCUAGCCACUGUCUAAGGCAUAACAUAAUAAUGUAAAAAGUUCUGUGUAGAGUAGACAUUGUUUUUUUUUUAGUACAGGCUGUGUUGAAAAGUGCAUUUAAAGCUGAGCUGUUUUGAGGCCAUCCGACAGUAGAAAUUAAGCAUUGAAAAUCAUUCAAACUAGCUGCACCUCCCCUUUUUGGUUUGUGAAUAGGCACUAAAUCUUGCUCGUACAUACACAAACCACUUUUGGAAUAUAAGGAACAAGGAACAUAAAUGAAUUUUGGAACAUAAGGACACCACCUUCUGCGGGACACCUUUCUGGAUAUUUUUAACCAGAAUUGUUCACCUAGUUAGAGUGAAACCAGAGACAUCUUUGCAUCAAUCUUUGAAGGCUAGCAUCUCUGCAAAUAAUUGUUCUCUGUGGUUACCUGAGGUUCACUGCAAAUGUUUUGUCAUUUUAGAAGUUUACGAACUGCUAAAUAUUGAAAGGAGACUUGCAAGUGAAUAGAUGAAUACUGCAGUGGCAUGCUGUGAUACCAAAGUGCUUGAGCAGGCUCUUGCACCUUCUGGUUCUCGUUUAUUUCAUCUGUUCAGUGACACAGUGAUUUUUCUUAAUUACAUAUGUUAGUGGAUUUGACCUUCUUUAUUAUUAAUUUUCCACAAUUUUUUUUCUGCCAUUUAAAGCGUGAACUUUUGAAAAUUGUAAUAAAUUUUUACUUGGUGAGCUGUUGGGGAGUGAAUAUUCUCUAUAAUGCUUCCUAUCAUCCAUAGAUAUUGUCACUUUAAACCUUUCCACAUGAUUGAAGGAGAUUAUUUGUGGAAUUGGAAGCUUGUAGAAAAUUUCAGAGGCGCAUCAUUGCUUAUUGUAUAGCUUUCUCAUUGGGGCAUAAAUGGACUUAUUUCAUGCAGUUCAAAACAGGUAAUCUGUAAUGCAUAAGGGAUUAACAAAAAUAUUGUAAAUGAGUAAUGAAUUUUAGUGAAAAUAGCUUUAAAGAAGCAUGGCAACUUUUCUGAAGCAUAUAUACGUAUUUCAAAAUUUGACAAAAAGAAACUAAAGAGAGCUAGUUCAGCUUGAAAUAAGUCUCGUAAGGCUGUAUCACAGCCGAGCUGGUUGGCGCGAUUAAGCUUCUCAUGUUGACCAUCUGUACAGUACGCUUGAAGGGUCAAUGAGCGCGUGCCAAUUCAUGAUGGUGAUAAUUUUUUAUCUACGACACAUGGUAAACCUCGACCAUAACAGCUGUGCUGUAAAAUGUAUCUUGUCAGGCUGGAUUAGUAGAAGACAACUCUGCCCUAUUCCAGAAUAAUAUUUACAUUGUUAUUAAUGAUACAGGUUAUGGAAUGCAUGAUUUCUUAGUAUGGUUAAAUUGCAAAUGUAUCAGUGAUUUCAAAAGCAGAAGUUUGUUAGUUUGAGACAUGAAGUGAAUAAAAAGCUACCAACAACAAUAUAUACACAUAUUUGAUCGAAGUCCAUGCAGUGUCGCAGCUUUUGGCAUUAGCCAGCCAAUGCAAAUAAAUUGCUGACUGUGACAUAAAAGUUCUGCUGCUAGUGAAAAUUGAGAAACAUUCUACCUGGAAACUUUUUUGAUACUUGCAUAAGAUAAUAAGAUUAAGCAGGGAGCUGUAUUCAGCAUCACUACAGAAGACUGUAGAAGUUUCAUUUUCGGUCACCAAGAUACUGGAUAAAAUUAACAGUUGUGGCAAACUUCCUGUUCCACACAGAAAUUUGCUCAUCUCUAGAUAAAGAAUACCUGGGCAUCCUUUGUGAAAACUUCAUUAUUUCAAGCAGUAGAAUGCUUCACAGAAAGUAUCAGUCUUUUGAAAAGUCGGUAGAGUCUCAACAGUUGUGAAAUUUUGGGUGUCUUGGGCAGUUGUGUCAUAUUAACCAUGGUUCAUGCUUCGGAAUCUGAAUAUAAGAAGGGAAAGUGAUUCUCAGAUGUAACCUUCAUUGCUGAUGUGCUUUUUUUUUUGUCAGAUAAUGCUAGAAGGUUUGUGUAAGGUCAGUGUACCAUUUAGAUUGAUUUAAUGUUUGCUCUCAGUGGGCCUGUUGAAGGGGUACUGACACGAAAAUUUUCAGUUGCAAUGUUUUUAUUUUGUUUUUUGUCAAAUGAAGGCCAAGUCAUCAAGAGUCUAAAAAAAUGUACUGCUAAGUGUGAGUGCAGCCUGAAAAAGUAGUAAUUUCUCAUCAGAUGCUCCCGCAAGAUACUGUGACAUUUACGUAGCUGCUCAGUGCCGUGAUUCCAUUGGUAACCCACAAGCGGCCAUUUUAAAUGUUUUGGUGACGCACAAUAAGCCAUUUUGGUACACGAUGUCAUCACAACUAGCCAGAAUCCCGCACGAAGUCGCCAGAAUAAGUACUGUAGCCUGACGUCAAGCCAGUGUCAGUGGCAGUAGGUGCACUAUGAGAAAAUUGACUUUAAAUCAAAAUAAAGUAUCAAGAUUUUCUGAUCUUCACACUUGCUCGUAUCCGUCUUUGAAAAAUGGUGUCAGUGCCUCUUUAAAUACAGUUGAAUAUACUAACAGCUGUCAUCCAAUGGAUGAUGUAUAGCCUUUCACCAUGAUGGCACAUUUGUAGCACAUUAUGCGAUACAUUGACUUUAUUUUUCCUUUGUUGUGCAGCUUUAAAUUACAUGUUACAUAGGGCCUACCUGGUAUUGUCUGUCUUCAGCAUUUUUGGCGCGUUCCACAUCUUGCCAUAGCAAUGCGUCACAAUGGUCAGGGCCAUUGUCGACUGGAUGCGCUAGGCAAGUAUUGUAAUCAAAUGUCUGUGGAAUCAUUGUGCUCAUUUUUACCACAAAGGAACCAGCGGUCUGCCUAAAGUGAUGUUUCAGGAAUUUUCAUGUAACUAUGCAAGAGUAUGUGUAUCAUAGUUUUAUCUAUAUCUAUUAGUGGCUUAUGUGCUUUUUGUGAGAUUCUGUGUUUCCAGCCUCAAGGAAAUAGCUGUGAAUAUACAGUUUUCUUCAAAUGGCUGCAUGAUCAAGACAUAUUUAAGUAUUGUGAAGCAUUUAAAGAAGGAAGUAUCUUUACAAAUGAUAUAUAUGUAACACCACUAGUCUGUGCACUGUGUUUGUUGAGUGAUGAGAUGACUGAUUUUGAUGGUGCUUUUGGUUCCAUUGAUGUUAGAAGUAACCAGUUUAUAUAUAUUGGUAACUGUAAUUCUUUACUGGCCCACAUGUUUUAUAGACACAGCUUUUGACAUAUUUGCUUUUUAAUUUUUGUAAAAAGGCCAAAAUAUUUUUUCUUAUUGCAAAUUGUUUAUUUAGAUAACCGAUACUAAGUGCACAAGUAGGUUAUGCAGUGGACACAAAGUACAUAUACAGGUUGACUUACCAAACUUUAACUCGUGUUUUGAGAAUGUGCAGUUGCACUAUAUUGUGAUGCAGGUAAAAGCAUGUUGAUGGCCAAUUUAUGAAGGGACUAAGUUAUAUAUACUGUUUUUUUUUUCACAAUUGGCUUAGUGUAUUUACUGGUUCACGCUAUUACUUGUGUAACAAAAAACACGGAUGAGAAGAGACAGACACCACGGGCACAAACUUACAACUGAUUUAUUGAAAACAACCAAAUAGCCAUGAACCAGUACCAACUCACCCAACUUUCGGUACUCUUGUUAGUGUAGUUAAUUUUACAGGUACUAAAUUCAAGGGAAAAAGCUUUGAAUCAGACAUUUGAAAAUUUUUUCACAAAAUUUAGUCUAAUGGCCACCCACUCACCUUCAUUCAUGGUUGGUCCCAAUAUUGUGUUUAAAAGAGGCAGUUUUAAGUGCACAGUUUGCACUUAACCAAAUACCUUUGAUGCAAUCACAACCAAUAUGCCGCAGCAGUCGCGUGCGCGCUGCGGGGGUGGCCUGCUCUGCUGUUUCGAAUGCAUUUGGGGUGUAUCGCUUGACUGAGAUGCAUGUGGUUUGCAGGAGUGGAAGUGCUGCGCCGAUCUGACUUGCUGCGCCAAGCCGUGCCUAAGCGGCAAUUUGCACGUGCAACGCCAAAUUUGGUCGGUUGUUGAAUUGUGUGGCAGUGAUUUUCAGCCAUGGUCAAAAAAUGUAAUCUACAUUGUGUCAAUUCAUGAUCCAAAGUGACCAUUUGAAACCAUUAAGUGUUCAAAAUUGUUUAAUUUUUUUUACUGAAAUCCACUUGAACAGUUCAAGAAAAAUUGUAUGCUUUUCAUCUCAGAUUGUUCAUAUAGUUUAUGUUCUCUCAUUGUAUACUAGCAUAUCUUUUAAAAUCUUGGUUAGUAUGAGCUGGGGCACCUUGUAUUUUUUUAAUGCUGUUUUUUAUGAUGCAGUAACAAAAAUUAAAUAUUAAAGUUACAAACAAUUAGAAUUCAGCAUUUUUUUCUGAAUUAUUGUUAAAUGGGUCAACACUAAGUCCUGAAAUUUUUUAUAGUCAUCAAGUAUUUGUUAGACAGAUGAUUAUGUACCAAGCUGCAUUCUGCACUGUCAACUUUCAUUGCUCAAAGAUGCAGCUGUUGUCUUUGUCUGUACUCGCUGUCUACUGUGUGCACACUGCAUGCACAUUCAUGAGUGCGUACUGUACACCUUGUUACGCAGCAUACACCUUUGCCAAGGUAGCUAGAAUAAGCAUUUAUUUUUUCUUAUCCGGCACGUACAAAUUGGCUUGUGUGAUAGGUCUGUUGAUCUAACAGAAGCCAAAAGACAUACAUGAACAGCAUUUACUUCUAAAGGCAGAAUGGAACUGCAGAAUUACAAGUUGCAUAAGACAUAGAAGUAAAACGUAUAUCUUGUACGUGAGAUUUUGCUUUGUUAGACUUAGCAAAUUUCUUUUCACAGACUUUAAGAGUCUAUAAUUGAAUUGUAAAAUCUGUGAAAAUUCGUUCAUUUAUCCUACGCUACUUUGGACAAUAUUCUUGAAGUCAGUAACAGAUUUAGAACACCAUAUAAUGCAACUUUCCUGUUGAUGUGUAACAGAUAUGAUACAUGGUAUAUACAAACUGUUGGUAACCAACAUAGUCAGGUAGAACAUUGCACUAAAUGAACUCGCAUAUUUGAUGAACUGUCCAAACAUACAUCAAAGCUCUGUAUAAUGUCUAUUCAUGCCUUGAAGGAUGUUAACUGUGUUCAUGCUAGCUGCCCUAUUUGAAUUUUUAACAAGCACUUGUUCAGUGCAUAUGUAAAAAUAUGUUAGCAUAUAUUGUUAUUCUAAGAAAUGAAUAAAUAAAGAGGUGACAAACUUGGUUUGAA